Zasmidium cellare ATCC 36951 is the source of this 1185-nucleotide messenger RNA. RefSeq names its product glycoside hydrolase family 76 protein. The record is from RefSeq and is a predicted model, not a curated record. Lineage: Eukaryota; Fungi; Ascomycota; Dothideomycetes; Mycosphaerellales; Mycosphaerellaceae. Gene Ontology annotation, biological process: carbohydrate catabolic process; fungal-type cell wall biogenesis. Gene Ontology annotation, molecular function: mannan endo-1,6-alpha-mannosidase activity. The transcript has a single exon. Bases 1 to 1185 code for a protein of 394 amino acids.
AUGGUCCUCAAACCUCUCGUAGCUGCUCUCACCGCGGCAACGUAUGUCUCUGCAACCAAACUCGCCAUUGGGGCAUCGGGGAAGACAACGAGCGCUGCAACUACCCUCGCCGGAAACCUCAUGACUUACUACAGUCCCACCAUGAACGGCCUGCUGCCUCAGCCAUACUGGUGGUGGGAAUCAGCGGGAAUGUGGGACACAGCAAUCCACUACUGGCACUACAGCGGCGAUGCCCAAUACAAUACCAACGCCGCCGCCGCCAUCCUCGCCCAGGCCGGCCUCAACCAGGACUUCAUGCAGGCCUCAGCGACCGGCAACGACGAUCAGCUCUGGUGGGGUCUCCUCUCUAUGAGCGCCGCCGAAUACGGUCUCCCACCACCUGCAGGCAGCACCAUCACCUACCUCCAACUCGCCACCAACGUCUUCAAUUCCGUCUCCGCCCGCUGGGACAAAUCCACCUGCAAUGGCGGUCUAGGCUGGCAGAUCGACCCCAACCGUGAUGGAUACCACUACAAGAAUAGCAUCUCCAACGGCCUGCUCUUCCAACUCGCCGCACGUCUAGGACGCUACACGAACGACCAAAAAUACCUCGCCUUCGCCGAGCAAGUCUUCGACUGGACGCUCUCCGUCGGGCUCAUCGACAAAUCCACCCACAGCGUCUACGACGGCACCGACGCUCUGAAAGGCUGCAUUGACGUCAACCACGACAAAUGGUCCUACAACGCUGGCGUGUUCCUCUAUGGUACAGCCGUCAUGCUCUCCACGACCACCGACACUGCCAAAUGGCAGCCGCACCUCGAAGGCUUCGUCUCCGCCGUCGAGGCGGACUUCACGAGCAACAAUGUCCUCGUCGAGACGAAGUGCGAAGCGUCGAAGACUUGCAAUACCGACCAGCUCUCCUUCAAAGCGUACCUCACGCGGUGGCUCGUUUCGACACAGAGUCUCGUUCCUGACUCUUCGGAUAAGAUCCAGCCGCUGCUGAAGGCGUCGGCCGAUGGGGCGCUGGCGAGCUGUAAUGGCAGUCCGGGGCAGAAUGUUUGUGGGAGUUCGUGGACGGCUGGCGGGUUCGAUGGGGUGGUGGGGGUGGGGCAGCAGAUGGCUGCGCUGGAGGUUACGCAGGGGUUUCUUGCGAAGGGGAGGCCUUUGCCGGGGAAGAUGAGGGUGGGGAGGAGGUUUGUUGCGUGA